AUGUCCCCCUCCGUUACGACAACGAACGGCGUCAACGCGAAUGGCGUCGUAAAACCUAAAAAGACUACGAUCUCGACGCCUUUACCAAAUCCUUCGCUACAAGUGACAGCCGAUCACAACUUGAAGCAGGUGGAAGCGCCCGUGUAUGCUCCAGGCAUUGGAGAGGUCCUCCUACACAUCAAGGCUACCGGUGUCUGCGGAUCGGAUAUUCACUUCUGGAGACAUGGUAGGAUAGGAUCGUUGGUCGUUGAGGGCGAUUGCAUAUUGGGACACGAGGCUGCAGGAAUUGUCCUACAGUGUGGAGAGGGCGUCACCAAUCUACAACCAGGCGAUCGCGUAGCUGUCGAGCCCGGUGUUCCUUGCGGCGUAUGCUUCCUCUGCAUGGACGGUCGCUACAAUCUCUGCGAAGACGUUCAAUUCGCUGGUGUAUACCCCUACGACGGAACCAUUCAACGCUACAAGUGUCAUCCUGCGAAAUGGUGUCACAAGAUUCCCGACCACAUUUCCUUUUCGGAGGGCGCGCUCCUCGAACCUCUUUCCGUUGUCAUGCACGGAAUUAAUACUGCAGGACUGUCUCUGGGCCGCGGGGCUGUUGUGUGUGGUGCAGGUCCGAUUGGACUUAUCGCCCUAGCAGCUGCGCGAGCGAGUGGUGCGCAUCCGAUCGUUAUCACAGACCUGGAACCCAGUAGAUUGGAGUUUGCGAAGAAGUUCGUGCCUUCAGCUAUCACGUAUCAGAUCCGAAAGAACUUGAGUGCCGAGGAAAACUCGAAAGAGAUCAGAAGGCUGUUCAACUUCGAGCACGUAGGCGAGUACGGCGCUCCGGAAGUUGUAUUGGAAUGUACCGGUGUGGAGAAUAGCGUCAUCACAGCAUGCUACACAGCAAGAAGAGGUGGUACUGUAAUGGUCAUUGGCGUGGGUCGCGAGAUAAUGAACAACCUUCCAUUCAUGCACCUGUCGCUCGCCGAGAUUGAUCUCAAAUUCAUCAACCGCUACCGCGAUACCUGGCCAGCGGGCCUGCAGUGUCUCGGUGGCGGUAUCCUAGACCUCAAGCCCCUCGUCUCGCACACAUACCCCUUGGAGCAGGCGCUGGAUGCACUGCAUACAUGUGGAGACUUGAGCAAUGGCAGCAUCAAAGUACAAAUUAUUGACGAUAAAGAGAACGUGUUUUGA
Paraphaeosphaeria sporulosa is the source of this 1170-nucleotide messenger RNA. Its product is annotated as GroES-like protein. NCBI's taxonomy places the organism in Eukaryota, Fungi, Ascomycota, Dothideomycetes, Pleosporales, Didymosphaeriaceae. Gene Ontology annotation, molecular function: L-iditol 2-dehydrogenase (NAD+) activity; zinc ion binding. Gene Ontology annotation, biological process: D-sorbitol catabolic process. The record is from RefSeq and is a predicted model, not a curated record. Bases 1 to 1170 code for a protein of 389 amino acids. The transcript is spliced from 5 exons.